Messenger RNA from Gilbertella persicaria, 3255 nucleotides. Its product is annotated as protein-domain-containing protein. The transcript is spliced from 15 exons. NCBI's taxonomy places the organism in Eukaryota, Fungi, Mucoromycota, Mucoromycetes, Mucorales, Choanephoraceae. Gene Ontology annotation, cellular component: cytoplasm. Bases 1 to 3255 code for a protein of 1084 amino acids. The record is from RefSeq and is a predicted model, not a curated record.
AUGGGACUCAAUCUUGAAACACGCUCUAGAAUCUAUGACUUUGACUCUAUAGAAGCUGAUGAUGAAUUCGAUACGGAACUCGCCAAAGCUUAUGCAAGAUAUCGCGAUGCAGCCGAGAACAAGUCUGAAAUAGAAAUACACAAUUAUUUGCAAGACAAGGCUUCUCAGAACAAAAAGGAAUAUAACGACGUCGUGUCUGCUUUACUUUAUGGUGCUCUCACUGAACCUGGUAAAGCGCGUAUGUUUUUCCAAUCCAUUAGUUUUGUGAAUAGAGAUAACUUUGCAAGCAUUGUCACUAAAUUACAAGUGUUGACCACAUCAAUUAAAUUUCAAAAUUUAAAGCUCGCUGUUAGAGAUCAGAUAUUUUGGCUUAUAAGCGAAUUGACCAGUCUCAAUGUGCAGAAUGUGGAUACACUCUAUCUCUGCCUAAUGCGGCAGAUCCGUGGAGGCGAUGUCGGUCAGCCCAAUGUCUUAUUGUGCGAGCAAAUUCUCAAAUUAUUUGAAGUACAUAAGGUCUGGUUAGGUACCAGUCCGAGAGUGAUUGCGACUGCUGUUUAUACCUACCUUAGAACAAUUGCAGACCAUAGGACUUUACAGCUUCAAUCACUUCAACAAAAAGAGAUUCGAUUUGUGAUUAAUUUAAUGCGAGAAAAGUGGAUGCUUUGUGUACCAAUAGGUCGAGAUUUAAUUCGAAUUCUGUAUGAUUUGAGAGCAAUACCAGACAUCAAGCAGUUUUGGGAUACUUUAUUAAACAGCCCACAAAGCAUAUCACCCAAAUUCAAAGGCAUUGACACUGUCCUCAAGACACCAACACCUAAAGAAUUUUUACGAUGUCGAAUCACGCCUGAUAUUGAAUUCAAGUUGCUCUUUAUUCUUCAGAAUCUUCGAAUCACUCAAUAUCAACGCAAUUUGACUUGGUUUGUACAACGUUUUCUAAAUACACCCGAAGCAGAACCUUUUUAUGCAGAUGUCAUACGAUUUAUUGUUGCUGGCUGGUAUCCUUCAAACCAGAUUUUACAGAGUGACAUUGUUCCUCGAUAUGUUAUUAUUGGAAGUAUGAUGCGAUCCAUUAAGAGUAAUGUCGUCUUGACCAAUGUCAAAACAGCACUUGUUUAUGAUUGGCUCUUCUUUACAUCUACAGACAAUAUCAUGUUUAUAGAGCCUGCUAUGCUUUUGAUGGAACGAUCGGCUGAGCGCUAUCCAGGCAUUACAGCCCUUAUCAUGGAAUUCUUGAAAAAAUCAGUGGACGAAUACUUUCCGCCUUUGCGUGACUACAUGGCAUCCUGCGUCACUUGCGGCAUGCGCGUGUUGCUGAACAAAGGUGUUAUUCGUAGUUUGAUUCCCAUCUAUCGUUGUCCUGCCACUGAAUCCAUCACACGGGAUUACAUGCAAGCGCUGUUUUCUGAGUUCUUGGUAGAGGACAAACAGCAGUCUGCUGUCUUGCCUUCUUCUGUGUCUAUGCAGCCAUCGGGUGGUAGUGGAUCAGAAUCAAAUGCUAUGCGAAGUAUGCCUUCUACGCCUAAAUCAGAAAAUGUAGAGUAUCCAUCAGAACAACAACAACAACAAGGUGACAUUGACUACGACAGUAAUCAAAAGUCUCAACAGACACCAAAACUAGCCAUCAUGACACCCAUGAAAGACGAUGAAGAUGUAGAUGCCUAUCUUUAUGGACAAUCAGAUACUGAAAUGGAAAACACAGUAGUGAACGACACAGAGAAAUCAGUUGAAGAUACACCCUUGCCACCUUCUGAAGAUACUGAUAUGAAUGAUACCAAUGAAGAUACAAUGUUGGUAGUAGAGGAUGAAAAAGAAGAGGAAGAGACGGAUGGGUUGCAAUCACAUCAAUCUUAUUGGAUUUUUGGUGACUCUCUUAAACGAUUCAAAGAAGCUUCUGCGAAUGCCAUUGCUACAUUGAGAGAAGGCAAUGUAGAGCAGUACAGCGAACUUAAUAUGACAUCAAAAAAGAAUUUGAAGGAAAUAUUGGCUGUCUUUCUACGCAUGGCCAUACCUGCAGAAACAUUGGGUUCAGCAAUUGGAGCACCUAUAAGAAACAUUGUCGUAUCAAACUUGUUAAUACAUAACAGCACACCGAAUAGCAUGGACUCUGUGGAUGAGGAUACUAUUGUACAGGACCCCACCAAGGAUGUGUUUGAUCUAAUUAUGGCUACAUUCUGGAGUAGCUGUAAUAAUGAUGCUUCAAGAGAUAAAGUGAUUCGCUUGAUUGGUUGUAUCGCACAUACCAAAAAAACCAGCAAAACAAAGCGUCAUAUUAUAGGUAUGCGUUGGUGGUCUUUCAUUGCAGGACAAUUAGGAAAUGAACAAGUGACGGAAUCCCUUGAUAUUUCGGAAUGGUUUCCAAGUAUUAUUAUCAAUUAUAAAGCAUACGUUUCACAUGCAUUUUCAGUGGAAGAGUCAACUAUAGAUAAAUCAGACUAUCUAAGAGAGUACCUCAAAGGUGACUUGCAGGCUCUGGCUGAUAAAAACAUAGUUUAUUUUAACGAUAUUAUACCAUUACUAUACCAAUAUUUACCCAAUGUAACGGUUGGAGACCUGGAUAUAUUGAAACUAACACUUUUAAUGCUUUUGCCUGAAACUGUGGGUAAACUCACUUGCAACUUAUAUUCUGAUUCGACUCGCAUCUUUGGCAAUCAAAUAAGUACAUUUUUCGUUUCUGAUUCAUUAGCUCUUACUACAUACGAAACAACUCAUUUGUGGCAACUACUGGCAGCAGAACUACAAGGCAAAAGUGAUGAAAUUUACCGGUUGUUUCAGCAACCUCAGGUCAUUCAUGCCAUGAAGACAAACUUUAAAAUCGAAAUUCUACCUUCGCUUUUCUCUAUCCUGACAUCAAUACCUCCUUCCAAAGAUUUAAUGUAUGCCAUUCUUCAGAUCAUGCCUGCCACACUCAAAGUGACCCAACCACAAACUCAAUUUAUUUUAGCAUCCUUACAGUAUUGGUCACAGCAGAGAACAGAUGAAUUUUUGUCAUCACUCUCUGAACUAACUGAAUGGAUAACAGAUCAAAUAGAAAACGAGGAAGACCGAUCUGGAAUGGCUACUCAACUACUUCAUGUCUUGACGAUAUGGUGGGAUCAAAAGUCAGCUUCAGAAUCAUUCAAGCUUGAUAAAAAAGUGCUUUUUGAUCUAUUCAAACUGGGUAACUUAGUAGCAUACACAUGUCCAAAAGAAUGGUCUUUAGAACAACCUCGUAAAAAGAAGCGACCUAUCUUGCUGGAUUCCGAUGAAGAUGAAUAA